GCUCACUAUAUAUUUUCGAACAAACUGAGGCAAACAAAUUAGGAAUGAGAGUACUUUGUAAACAAUAUCUACUCGAGAAAAUCAAGUAGAUGUAUGAAACACACUAGAAUGCUCACUAUAUAUUUUCGAACAAACUGAGGCAAACAAAUUAGGAAUGAGAUUACUUUGUAAACAAUAUCUACUCGAGAAAAUCAAGUAGAUGUAUGAAACACACUAGAAUGCUCACUAUAUAUUUUCGAACAAACUGAGGCAAACAAAUUAGGAAUGAGAUUACUUUGUAAACAAUAUCUACUCGAGAAAAUCAAGUAGAUGUAUGAAACACACUAGAAUGCUCACUAUAUAUUUUCGAACAAACUGAGGCAAACAAAUUAGGAAUGAGAUUACUUUGUAAACAAUAUCUACUCAUAUCUCAAAAGCUGAAAGAAGGAAUGGUCUACCAAAAACGUACUGAAUUAGGUACUCAAAUAAUUCUGACCUGUAAUGUAGGUCAUGGUUGUAAGCAGAGCAGAAGCAUUGUAGGGCGGACAAUGUGUUCGGUCUUCUGCCAUCACAAAACUCCGAAGAUCUGUGCCCUUUCUGUCCCUCACCUUUCCAUCAUUUUGGUCCCUUUUCUAUCUUCCAUCUCCUCCAAUGCCUGUAUAUAUAUGUCACUCCACUCUACGUCUUCCUCACUCGCCUUCCAGAAAUUAAAUUCAUAAGAAACUGUAUACAGAGAUAAUCGGAUAAUCAAAGAUGUUGAGAGGCAGAGAACAGAGAACAGAGGCAGUGUUCGAGAAACAGAUCAAGUUCACCAGAAAUGGCAGCUUGAAGGCUCCGGCGAAGAGAUCGUCAUCGCAAUUGGCUCAUCCUCUCCGAUACUAUCUCAAGCGAUUCAGCGGAAGUAUGGCGGAGGCUCUGCGGAUGAUUUCGCCGGUGAAAUGCCGCAAACUUGACUCUUCAUCAUCGUUUUCGUCAUCAUCUUCGUCUUCAUCUUACUACAGCAGUAAAUCAUCGAGGCAGCAGGGGAUGGUGGCCGGAAGCAAUUAUUCGUGUACAGCUUCCGCUCCUCGCCGGAAUUCAAUCGGAACUGACGAUCACAGAGCUGAAGCGAUAGAUGAUUGCAUCAAAUUCAUCAACGCCUCCUUGUCUAGAUCAAAGUCACUCGCUUCUUAUAUUUGAUUUUGUAUGACGGACCGUUAGAUAGGGUUUAUUAUUAAUUCAUAGCUCCUAAUUAGCUUAGAACAAUUAAUUUGUAUGUAAAUUGCCUAUGGGAUCAGUCGAUCAGAUCAACUUAUGAACUUAUGAUCGAAUGGUGCGGAAAUUGAUUUGAACCUGUUGAGAGAAAACGUGUACUUAGAAUGAGUCGAUAAGAUUUUGCCUAAUCAUAAGUUAUGAUUAUUUAUUUGAACUAUUUGUAUCA
Cuscuta epithymum is the source of this 1399-nucleotide messenger RNA. The record is from the annotation of a GenBank genome assembly. NCBI's taxonomy places the organism in Eukaryota, Viridiplantae, Streptophyta, Magnoliopsida, Solanales, Convolvulaceae.